AUGCCUUCAUUGAGUUCAACUAGAUCAAUCCUAUCAACCUUAAGAUCCACAAAACCUACUUUCACCAAAAACAUCAGAAUGUCUUCUUCCGUUCCCGUUCCCAAGGAUUUUAACGCCUGUCUUUACACACCUUUGGCUGAAGCUGACCCAGAGGUCAACAAGCUCAUCGAGCAAGAAACAUGGAGACAAUUCUCUGGUCUCGAGUUGAUCGCUUCCGAGAACUUGACAUCUCUCGCCGUUAUGGAAGCCAACGGAUCUAUCUUCACCAACAAAUACUCUGAAGGUCUGCCCGGUGCUAGAUACUACGGUGGUAACGAGUACACCGACAUCCUUGAAAACAUCACCCGAGAGCGAGCCUUGAAAGCUUUCAACCUCGACCCUAAACAAUGGGGUGUCAACGUUCAACCUUACUCCGGUUCUACUGCCAACUUCGCCGCCUUCACUGCCCUCAUCAACCCUCAAGACCGAAUCAUGGGUCUUGGUCUUCCCGAUGGUGGACAUUUGACUCACGGUUACUACACCGCCAAAAAGAAGAUCACCGCUUCUUCAGUCUACUUCCAAUCUUUCCCUUACCGAGUUGACCCCAAGACUGGUAUCAUUGAUUACCCUCAACUAGAGACCAAUGCCAACUUGUUCAAACCCCGAUUAGUGGUUUGUGGUGGAUCAGCUUACCCUCGAGAUUGGGAUUACCAACGAUUAAGAAAGAUUGCCGAUGCUCAAGGAGCUUACCUUUUAUCUGAUAUGGCCCAUAUCUCCGGUCUCGUUGCUGCCGCCGAACAAAACUCUCCUUUCGAAUACUGUGAUGUCGUCACCACCACCACUCACAAGACAUUGAGAGGACCAAGAGCCGGUUUGAUCUUCUUCCGAAAGGACAAAGAAGCCGAUCUUGAAGCCAGAGUCAACGCCGCCGUUUUCCCCGCUUGUCAAGGUGGUCCCCACAACAACACCAUCGCCGGUAUUGCCGUUGCUCUCAAGCAAGCCGCCGAUCCCGCUUUCAAACAAUACGCUAAACAAGUUCGAGCCAACGCCGCUGCCAUGGCAGCUGUUCUCUUCAAGCACGGUUACAGACUUCAAACCGAUGGAACAGAGAACCACUUGAUCCUUUGGGACUUGAGACCUAUCGGUUUGACCGGUUCAAAGGUUGAGAAAAUCUGUGACGCCGCUCACAUCACAUUGAACAAGAACGCUGUUGCCGGAGACACCUCCGCUCUUGUACCCGGUGGUGUACGAAUCGGUACUUCCGCUUUAACCUCUCGAUCAAUGGUUGAAUCCGAUGUUGAACAAGUAGCUGAGUUCCUCCACCGAGUCGUUCAAAUAUCCUUGAAGACCCAAGAAGAGGCCGGAUCUAAACUCCUCAAAGACUUCGUAAAAGCUUACGAAGGUCAAGGAGAAGCAUCUAAAUUGAUCGCUGAACUCAAACAAGAUGUCAUGAAAUUCUCCACUUCCUUCCCUCUUCCCGGUGUUCCCGACACUUCCAAGAUCGUCCGACCUGAAGGCGUCAAUCUUUAA
Messenger RNA from Kwoniella shivajii, 1509 nucleotides. RefSeq lists its product as uncharacterized. NCBI's taxonomy places the organism in Eukaryota, Fungi, Basidiomycota, Tremellomycetes, Tremellales, Cryptococcaceae. The transcript is spliced from 7 exons. Gene Ontology annotation, cellular component: cytoplasm. Gene Ontology annotation, biological process: tetrahydrofolate interconversion; L-serine catabolic process; folic acid metabolic process. Bases 1 to 1509 code for a protein of 502 amino acids. The record is from RefSeq and is a predicted model, not a curated record. Gene Ontology annotation, molecular function: zinc ion binding; glycine hydroxymethyltransferase activity; cobalt ion binding.